AUGUUUAUGUAUUCAAUAUGUCCAACGUUUUUAACACUUUUAUUUGGCUGUUUGACUGUAAGAAAUAUUCAUCAAGGUCGACAAGUAGUGCCAGUAGUAGUUGGUGAGAAUAAUCGUUCCGCUAGACGUACAAAUAGUCAACUUUUACGUAUUUUAACUAUUCAAGUGAUUAUCAUUGUUAUUGCAACAUUACCUUAUAGCCUCGUGCGAUUCUAUAUAUCCAUUACUGGCAAUAUAGUAAAAGAUGGAGUUCAAAUCGCAAAAGAAAAUUUAGUACUUCAAACAUUUAAUUCAACGACAUAUUUUGCUCAUUCAAGCGGCUUCUAUUUAUAUACAUUACUUGGUAGUGUGUUUAGAAAAGAAGUUGUUAAGAUUAUUACUCGUCAUUUUCCUCACUUCCAUAGGCGAAGAAAUCAAGUAUCCAUUGCAAACCAGAACAAUUAA
This is a messenger RNA of Adineta steineri, 444 nucleotides long. Lineage: Eukaryota; Metazoa; Rotifera; Eurotatoria; Adinetida; Adinetidae. The record is from the annotation of a GenBank genome assembly.